AUGAGAAUCCAUACCAUGCAGCGAUCAAUACCACGGCUGAGUCCCUGGCUCGUCCUGGUAUGCGCCGCGUCUGGCACAUGGGCAGCUAAGCGGGCGUUCAGCAUCAAUGAUGACCUGCUGGCCUUUCCUCAGUACGAAGUGAUUUUCCCACGCGAGUACAUCCUCGAUGACCAGGCCGAAGAACUACUGCAGUGGCAGGACGAAUACGACCUAUCUGGCGGCAACCCGUCCACCCAAAACCCGCAGGUCUAUCUGGGCAAGGACGCCGCCAACCCGGAGAGAACAGACGAGCGGGAUAGACCGAUGUACACCUACGAAGAAAUGAUUCUCGACGACCGGCGCCUACUCUGCCAAAUCCCCCAUGUCAAGCAGGACGACCCGAACGCGACGGCUGCCGCACAAGGCGACACCAAAGCCGAAGAACAGAAAGAACUGGCUCGGGCGACCGACCGCGGUCUCGAACUCCUCCGUGAGAUGGAAGGCAGAUGCCUGUAUUACUUCUCCGGGUGGUGGUCCUAUUCCUUUUGCUAUCGCAAACAAAUCAAGCAAUUCCAUGCUCUCCCUGCCGGGCGUGGGACACCACCCUAUCCACCGGUUGAGGAUACAAACGCGCUCUCCUUUAUCCUGGGGAGGUUCCCCAGCGACGACGCGGAGAUGGAUGGAGAGACAGAACACAAGCCGGCCAAACCCGACGUGGCGGAGCUGCACACCAAGGGAGGAUCACGGUAUCUGGUCCAGCACCUUCGUGGCGGAACCAAAUGCGACUUGACUGGGCGCGAUCGCCGAGUCGAGGUACAGUUCCACUGCCAUCCUCAGGGAACAGACCAAAUCGGCUGGAUCAAGGAGCUUACUACUUGCUCGUAUCUGAUGCAGGACGAGGUACACAACAUCGAAUGCCGUGAGAUUCUUAUGCCCGAUGAGGUUGAAGAAUGGGCGGCUGCGAAAGGCUGGUAUACUGCCCAGGGUCUAGCUGCCGCCGCCGCCGAAGCCGCCGCCGAUUUAUCUGGCAUCCAGACCGUAGGCGGGAUCGAAGUCGGCGGCCAGAAGCUAGUAGGGAUGGCGGGUAAGGAGAUUGAGAAGGGACGCGUGGCCUCGGCCGGCGAGGAGCGGGUCGAGCUGAUUGGGAAGCGCCAGGAUGGCGAGGAGUGGUGGCUCUCCAAGCAGGACUUGAAAAAGUAUGAUCUCGACCAGGACGGACUCGAGAACAUGAAGCAGCGGGUCGAGCAGAUUGCCAAAGGGCGAGACUGGACGCUGGAGGCGGUCGAGGUCAACGGGGAUAUUCAAUACCGCGUGUUUGUUGACAAGAAGGAAGACCAGGACAGCCAGGGGGAAGAAGACGGGGAUAAGCCUGCUCAGAAACCAGCCCAGGACGAGCCCCGGACGCCGGAGACCAAUUCGGAGCGUCCACAGCCGUUGGAUCAAGGCCAGACGGAGGACCAGGAAGAGGGCAGUAAAGAGAUUUUCAAAGACGAGCUGUGA
This is a messenger RNA of Penicillium lagena, 1479 nucleotides long. Its product is annotated as PRKCSH domain-containing protein. The transcript is spliced from 3 exons. NCBI's taxonomy places the organism in Eukaryota, Fungi, Ascomycota, Eurotiomycetes, Eurotiales, Aspergillaceae. Gene Ontology annotation, biological process: endoplasmic reticulum unfolded protein response; retrograde protein transport, ER to cytosol. Gene Ontology annotation, cellular component: endoplasmic reticulum lumen. The record is from RefSeq and is a predicted model, not a curated record. Bases 1 to 1479 code for a protein of 492 amino acids.